CGGCUCGCACCUCUUUCCAGCCCGAGCCUCGGGGACAGCGACCUCUGGACUGCGGAGCGGCGGCGGCAGCAUGAAGGCUCCGGGUCGCCUUCUGCUCUUUGCCUUGUGUUCCUUGGCUGCCUCUGCUGGCUACAUCCUUCUGUGCUGCUGGGCCUGCAUGCCCCUCUGCCUGGCCACCUGCCUGGACCGCCGCCUCCCUCCCUCCAAGCCCACAGUUCCGGGGCCUUUGCACUUCAGUGGUUAUAGCAGCGUGCCGGAUGGAAAGCCACUUGUGCGUGAACCAUGCCACAGCUGUGCUGUGGUGUCCAGCUCCGGCCAGAUGUUGGGCUCAGGUCUAGGCUCCCAGAUCGACACUGCAGAGUGCGUAUUACGCAUGAACCAGGCGCCCACCGUGGGCUUUGAGGCGGACGUGGGCCAGCGCAGCACCCUGCGUGUGAUCUCGCACACCAGCGUGCCACUGUUGCUACGCAACUACUCCCACUAUUUCCAACAAGCCCGAGAUACCAUCUAUGUGGUGUGGGGCCAAGGCAAGCACAUGGACCGGACCCUAGGCGGUCGCACCUACCGCACGCUGCUGCAGCUCACCAGGAUGUACCCAGGCCUGCAGGUGUACACCUUCACUGAGCGCAUGAUGACCUACUGUGACCAGAUCUUCCAAGAUGAGACAGGCAAGAACCGGAGGCAGUCGGGCUCCUUCCUCAGCACUGGCUGGUUCACCAUGAUCUUGGCCCUGGAGCUCUGUGAGGAGAUUGUGGUCUACGGGAUGGUGAGCGACAGCUACUGCAGGGAGAAGAGCCACCCCUCCGUGCCUUACCACUACUUCGAGAAGGGCCGGCUGGACGAGUGUCAGAUGUACCUGGCCCAUGAGCGGGCGCCCCGCAGUGCUCAUCGCUUCAUCACGGAGAAGGCCGUGUUCUCCCGCUGGGCCAAGAAGAGGCCCAUUGUGUUCGCCCACCCAUCCUGGAGGGCCCAGUAGCCCGAGGCCUACAGUUGGCAUCCCUCCAGCCGGCCUGCGGCCCAGCCAGGGUCGCCACACUCCAGCAGUGAACCUUAAUUUGUGACUCUUGCUUCCUGCCAUCUGCCAGAUGGACCUAGGGUUUCUUCCUGCCCCACCCUGGGGACAUUAGGAGGGGUCUUUGGUCUCCUGACUCAAGGGCCAGUGGAGAGGGUGCUCUCAUCUCCACACCUGCUUCCUGAAGAAUCCACGUCUUCAUUUAGGGGUUCACCCCAUCACCAGGUCUCUCAAGUGGCCUUCUGUCCUGGGGCCAGUGGCCCCUCCCACUCACCAGCAUCCUGACCUUGUGCCAGUCCUGCCCCCAGCUGCCCCUGGUGCCACAUUCUCUCAGGCUGGUAGCCCUGGUGGGGACAGCCUAGAACCUGGAGUUUGGUAGGUGUGAGGGUCUUUGAGCCAUGACCACCAGGGCCAUCUUUGGAACAUACGGGUAAACGUGUGUUUUCUGGAAGCUGCGUCUCGAGUGCUUAUGGGUCUGGCCUGGGGAUGGGCCCUCAUACCCCUGGCAGACCCAUAACCCACUUACUAGAGGGCAGGCCAAGCCCUCCCCCGCCCCCCACCCCAGUCUCUGUCUGCCAUGUAGCCCAGCCCCUUCCGUACCCCAGAACUCCUCAGGGGCUGCCCUGGUGGUGCUUACCCAGGACAUUGUCUUCUUUGGGAUCUCUGCUCUGUGCUCAGUGGGAGUUGAGUGGGAAGGAAAUGACACCCCUAGUCUCUUUCCUGGCCCAUGGGUCAAAUUCCAAAGAUGUUGCCAGUUAAAUCUCUAUUAA
This is a messenger RNA of Dipodomys ordii (Ord's kangaroo rat), 1782 nucleotides long. RefSeq names its product ST6 (alpha-N-acetyl-neuraminyl-2,3-beta-galactosyl-1,3)-N-acetylgalactosaminide alpha-2,6-sialyltransferase 4 (gene St6galnac4). Gene Ontology annotation, biological process: oligosaccharide metabolic process; ganglioside biosynthetic process. The record is from RefSeq and is a predicted model, not a curated record. The transcript has 5 exons. Gene Ontology annotation, molecular function: alpha-N-acetylgalactosaminide alpha-2,6-sialyltransferase activity. The coding region runs from base 71 to 976 and encodes 301 amino acids. NCBI's taxonomy places the organism in Eukaryota, Metazoa, Chordata, Mammalia, Rodentia, Heteromyidae.